UUUCCUUGUGAGCCUGAAAUUUGACUUCCGCCACGCGAACGCUGUAAACAAACUGAAAAAUACGGUCAUGGCAAGCGUACGCGAAACAUACGAUUCCACACUUCUUGGAAUAUUGUCGAAUGAAGGCGAGAUUACCAAUUUUCUGGAUGUAGUUAUCGGAUUCCUAUACAGAAGGACAGACUUUUUCCGCAUCAUGAAAAGCAAAGAUGACAAGCUUGGUUUUCCACCAGGAACUGCAGCUAAACUACUAUUGAAGGAAUUCCAGAAGUAUGAAGCAUUAGCUCAGAAGGAUGAGAUGGAAAGAGAGAAGAAAAAGGCUGAUACAAGUUUGGCCAAAACUGCACCGACACAACCACCAGUUACCCGUGAGACAACAACCACAUCCAAAACUAACAUUCCUGCUACUGUCUCCACACCAAAAGCAACAGCACCACAUGCCACCGAUACCACUGUCCCCUCCACAGUUGGUGCUGGUGAUGUGAAGACUCUACCAAGUCAGAAGAAGGAUGAAGAUACAGGCACAGUAACUUCCAAGGAGCAGCAGGCAUUCCAGGAUAACCCAAUGAGUUACAAUGGCGCUGUGAGGGAGAAGUAUGUCUGGUCACAGUCAAUAACAGAUGCUGAUAUUCGAAUCUUUGUGCCACCGUACAUUAAGAAAGGAAAGCAGGUUGAAGUAACCAUUGAGAAACGGCAUCUGCGAGUGUGUUACCGUGACGACAAGAAUGUGUCUCAGACAGUCGUAGAUGGUAAUCUGACCUGGGAUGUCAACAAAGAGGAAUGUAUGUGGAGUUUGGUUCCUGCCGAACACGUACAUGUAAGUUUAGAAAAACGAGAAGAAAGAUGGUGGGAAUCAGCAUUAGAGGACGAGCCUAAGAUUAAUGUUCGUAACAUUGACUGCAGUCGGCCUAUGACGGAUCUUGAUGAUGAAGCCCAGGCCAAGAUUGGUGAGAUGAUGUUCAAUGAGCAGCAGAAACGCCAAGGGCUUCCACAGUCACAUGAACAGAAACAGCAUGAAAUGCUUCGGAAAGCCUGGGAUGCCAAAGGUUCGCCCUUCAAGGGCCAGCCCUUUGACCCUUCAGUCCUAAACAUCAAUUCAGAGGGUGUCAUCUCGGCCAAUGUCAACAAGUCCUGAUAUAAUUACUGUUUGUGUAUUAUGAAUGUCACAUCCGAGUGAUAAUAUUGCAAUUUGAAUGUGAUAAUUGUGUCAUGUAACUGUCAUGGCCAUUGUCAUAUUGGAAACAAGUGUUUGAACUGUGUCCCCUUGCUGUUGGUCGAGAGUGAAAUGCAACUAUCACUUCCAUAACAGAAUGACGCUCUGUAUUUGCUUGGGUGAAAUAUAUGUACAGUGAAAACACUUUAGUUCAUUUGGCCCAGAAAGUGGAUGAUGAAUACUGCUGGGAAUGGACAUAUAUGCAAAGGAAAAUUAUUCCAUGUAAGGAAAAAAGGUAAUUGUGGGCAUUUCACAAGGAAAGUUACUGUCUAGAUCAACAGGGCAUCACUGUAUUCAAGUAAAGAGGACAUGACUUGGAACAUAGUUCUUUAGUGUGUUGUUUGGUCAUAAUGUCUGCAAUCCUAAUAAUAACUGCCAGCAAAUGAUGUAGAAAAUACAUAAUGAGACAGUAGCUAUGCUAACUGGUCUGGUAAGAUUUUCCACUUUGCACAUGGACUUCAAAUGACAUUUUUAAUGACAGGAGAAGGUGAAUGCAUGCUGCUAGAUUUGCUUACUGCAAUGUCUUUUACACAAGGCCUUCUUGUUUCCUGAAAUGGAUAGUUGUUGUCUGGCUGCUUUAAGGGUGUUGAUGAGUUGUGUUUGAAUGUUGUUGUCUGGCUGCUUUGAGGGUGUUGAUGAGUUGUGUGUUAACGUUGUUGUCUGGCUACUUUGAGAGUGCUGAUGAGGUCAGUAUGAAUAUUGUUGUCUGGCAACAUUGAGGGUGUUGAGGUCUGUAUGAAUGUUGUUGUCUGGCUACUUUGAGGGUGUUGAUGAGGUCAGUAUGAAUGUUGUCUGGCAACAUUGAGGGUGUUGUUGAGGUCUGUAUGAAUAUUGUUGUCUGGCAACAUUCAGGGUGUUGUUGAGGUCUGUAUGAAUGUUGUUGUCUGGCUACUUUGAGGGUGCUGAUGAGGUCAGUAUGAAUGUUGUUGUCUGGCUACUUUGAGGGUGUUGAUGAGGUCUGUAUGAAUGUUGUUGUCUGGCUACUUUGAGGGUGUUGAUGAAUUCUGUAUGAAUGUUGUUGUCUGGCUACUUUGAGGGUGCCAAUGAGGUUUGUAUGAAUGUUGUUGUCUGCCUACAUUGAGGGUGUUGAGGUCUGCAUGAAUGUUGUUGUCUGGCUACUAUGAGGGUGUUGUUCAGCUCUGUAUGAAUGUUGUUGUCUGGCUACUUUGAGGGUGCUGAUGAGGUCUGUAUGAAUGUUGUUGUCUGGCUACUUUGAGGAUGCUGAUGAGGUCUGUACGAAUGUUGUUUUCUGGCUACUCUGAGGGGGCUGAUGAGGUCUGCAUGAAUGUUGUUGUCUGGCUACUUUGAGGGUGCUGAUGAAGUCUGUAUGAAUGUUGUUGUCUGGCUACUUUGAGGGUGUUGAUGAGGUCAGUAUGAAUGUUGUUGUCUGGCUACUUUGAGGGUGCUGAUGAAGUCUGUAUGAAUGUUGUUGUCUGGCUACUUUGAUGGUGUUGAUGAAUUCUGUAUGAAUGUUGUUGUCUGGCUACUUUAAGGGUGCUGGUGGGGUCUAUGAAUGAUGUUGUCUGGCUACUUUGAGGGUGCUGAUGAGGUCAGUAUGAAUGUUGUUGUCUGGCUACAUUGAGGGUGUUGAGGUCUGCAUGAAUGUUGUAUGGCUACUCUGAGGGGGCUGAUGAGGUCUGUAUGAAUUUUGUUGUCUGGCUACUUUGAAGGUGUUGAUGAGGCCUGUGUGAAUGUUGUAUGGCUACUUUGAGGGUGUUGUUCAGCUCUGUAUGAAUGUUGUUGGCCUACGUUGAGGGUGUUGAUGAGCUCUGUGAAUGUUGUUAUCUUGUUGGCUUUCUCCAUUGAUACAGAAAUUGUUAUUUUGCUUACAAAAAUAAAAGAACAUGUAUUCAUAAAUUGUUA
Molecule: messenger RNA, 3073 nt
Organism: Haliotis rufescens (red abalone)
Lineage: Eukaryota; Metazoa; Mollusca; Gastropoda; Lepetellida; Haliotidae
Product: nudC domain-containing protein 3-like
Exons: 8
Coding region: 68-1132 (354 amino acids)
Biological process (GO): protein folding
Cellular component (GO): cytoplasm
Source: RefSeq, a predicted model, not a curated record